Messenger RNA from Xyrauchen texanus (razorback sucker), 1674 nucleotides. It is a transcript of the gene viml, whose product is annotated as vimentin like. Gene Ontology annotation, biological process: intermediate filament organization. The record is from RefSeq and is a predicted model, not a curated record. Gene Ontology annotation, molecular function: structural constituent of cytoskeleton. The transcript is spliced from 9 exons. NCBI's taxonomy places the organism in Eukaryota, Metazoa, Chordata, Actinopteri, Cypriniformes, Catostomidae. The coding region runs from base 50 to 1387 and encodes 445 amino acids. Gene Ontology annotation, cellular component: cytoplasm; plasma membrane; axon.
UACUGCGAGCCAGAAGGGAUCGUUGCGCAAAACUACAGAUAAUAGAAAUAUGUCUACCUCCUCCUACAGAAAACGUUUUGGAGAUGUCAACCGGAGCAGCGCGUCCUCCAGCCGUCAGUUCUCAAGCUCCGUGCGCUCUCGGGUGUCUAUCGGCGUCUCCUCGGCUCCGGUGAUUUACGCGUCCAAGAGUUCCAGGGUUCGUAGCGCUUCGAUGGCACGACUGACCUCGGAGCACCACGACUUUAACCUCUCCGACGCCUUAAAUGCGGAAUUCAAGACGAAUCGCUUAAACGAAAAGGCGCAGAUGCAGUCUCUGAACGACCGGUUCGCCAGUUACAUCGAGAAAGUGCGUUUCCUGGAGCAGCAGAAUAAGAUUCUCACGGCGGAGCUGGAACAGUUGCGGGGCCAGAGAUCAUCCCGCAUCAUGGAUUUAUAUGAGGAGGAGAUGCGUGACCUGCGGCGACAGGUGGAUCAGCUAACCACGGAGAAAUCACGGGUGGAAGUGUCGAGAGACAAUCUCACAGACGACGUAGAGCGACUCAGAGAGAAACUACAGGAUGAGAUGCUUCAACGGGAAGAGGCAGAGAACAACAUGAAAAGUUUCAGACAGGAUGUGGACAAUGCUGCUCUUGCUCGAGUGGAUCUGGAAAGAAAGGUGGAGUCUCUACAAGAGGAACUCUCCUUCUUAAAAAAACUCCAUGAAGAGGAGCUGGCCGAGCUGCAGACACAGAUCCAGGGACAACAGGUACAGGUGGAUCUGGACCUGGCCAAACCUGAUCUGACAGCUGCUCUGAGAGACGUCAGACUGCAAUAUGAAAACAUGGCUACCAAAAACAUUCAGGAAUCUGAAGAGUGGUAUAAAUCAAAGUUUUCUGACCUGACGGAGGCAGCCAACAAGAAUAAUGAGGCCCUGCGAUUGGCCAAGCAGGAGGCCAAUGAGUAUCGCCGUCAGGUACAGGCACUCACCUGUGAGGUGGACGCCCUCAAGGGCACAAAUGAAUCUUUUGAGCGUCAGAUGAGGGAGAUGGAGAACAACUUUGCAAUGGAGUCUUCUAGUUUCCAGGAUAACAUUGUCCGACUGGAGGAGGACAUACACAGCAUGAAGGAUGAGAUGCAGAGACACCUGCGCGAGUACCAGGAUCUGCUCAAUGUCAAGAUGGCCCUGGAUAUCGAGAUCGCCACCUACAGGAAGCUUCUAGAAGGAGAAGAGAGCAGGAUUGCAACCCCUCUUCCAAACCUCUCAUCCUUUAAUCUGAGAGAAAUUAUGCUUGAGUCCAAGCCUUUUAUUGAAAGCACAUCUAAGAAAGUUGUUAUCAAGACUAUCGAGACCAGAGAUGGCCAGGUGAUCAACGAGUCUUCUCAGAACCAUGACGACCUGAGUGAAUGAAAGGAUCACCCACAGUCUUCACUGCAAGCAAGCAACUGCAGCACCUGUUGUAUUCCAUCUAACUUAAUCUAAACUGAACCACCUGCAAUUACCUGCUUCAAAGUGCAUUUAUCUGCCAAAAAAGAUGCCAAAUGUAUUUGAAGUGUAGUGCCGCUCAUAGCACGACAACAUGACCUUUAGUGUACUGUGACUCUUUCUUAACAUCUCAUUCUUUUAAUAUUUUCCAAGAAUUAUUUGUGAUCUAACAGAAUGUUGUAUGUGCAAAAUGGCUUAAUAAAACACCAUCA